AUGGCUAAAAGACAAGCAUCAUUGCUUUCAUUUGUCAGCAAGCCUUCCAAAAGGAGCAACAGUGAACCUAACCAAUCUCUUGUAACUGCAUCAGCUGAAGACAACUCACAAUCACUUGAGUCCAAUGUAACUCAAUCAGCUGCUGCUUCGUCUUCUACUUUUUCUCCUCCUUCACCUUCUCUUCCCCCUACUACUACUACUACGUCUACUACUAUCACCACUACUCUUGUUGUCAAUACUGGACCAGCAUCUUUGCCCUCUGCAUCUUCAUCACAAGCUCUACCACGAGAUAUAGCAAAGACAAAGAACGACAAGCCAGCCCAGCCUGAAGAUGCAGUAGUGUACCCAUCUCACACAUCUGGUAAUGUUAAGAGGUCUUUUCAGCCCAGCUGGUAUAGCUUAUAUCCUUGGAUGGAGUAUUCUGUGGAGCGUGAUUGUGUCUUUUGUUUUCCUUGCCGUUUCUUUGGAA
Messenger RNA from Amphimedon queenslandica, 469 nucleotides. RefSeq names its product putative protein TPRXL. Lineage: Eukaryota; Metazoa; Porifera; Demospongiae; Haplosclerida; Niphatidae. The annotation marks the transcript as partial. The transcript is spliced from 2 exons. The record is from RefSeq and is a predicted model, not a curated record.